Molecule: messenger RNA, 1597 nt
Organism: Medioppia subpectinata
Lineage: Eukaryota; Metazoa; Arthropoda; Arachnida; Sarcoptiformes; Oppiidae
Source: the annotation of a GenBank genome assembly
UGUGAGAUUGUGAAAGGGAAACAAAAAUAAAACACAAAUUUAUAUACAGUACGUUUACAUAACGUUUACUUAAAUGACCUAACAGUAUUACAGUUAAUUGAUCUCGUGUAAAGUGAUUAUUAAUAUUACCACAAUCAUUAUUUGAAUUGUAUAAGUCAAUUAACAACUAUCAUGGACCAGGAGGGACCCAGGGUGGUUUUUAACGGGGCAUUUUAUGGAUUUAUCACAGGCGUUGAAUUAAAUGAGCAAUUUAUGAACCAGCUCAGUGAACACCCAUGCAAUUAUUUACUACCAAGUUUAGAGAAUUUCCCGGACGACCUUAGUAAAAAAUGUCGCAUAUUCAGCGAGUUCACUUUGGUCCGCAACAACACCGAACUGCUGGCCGUAGCCCUGGAACAGUCGGGCCAACAGCAGGCAGCCAACCAAUUGCGCGAAUUCAAUCUAUCAGAACGACCAUGGCCGUAUUCCUACAAUAUUAACCUGGAUGUCGUACGCGCCUGAGCCCUGCGGUCCAACACAUCCAAAGAGGCCAAAAUGGAGUCCCGACCCCGCGGUGUGGCCCUAGUAUUUGUCACCGAACCUAGACUGGAGCAUGAGGGCGAACGAUUCAGGUCAAUUUAUGAACAAUUAGAAUUCAAAACCUACUUGCACCAAAGAUUUAGCCGAGAUGCAAUUUUUGCCGAAUUGACCAUGAUGGCCCAAUCCAAGGGCAAGUAUGCGGGCAAAUACAAGGGCGACGCGUUUAUCAUGAUGUUUAUCGGUCACGGCGUUGACGAGAAGAUUAUCGGGUGGUUAGAGCAGCCGCAGUGGCCGCCCGCAGAUGACACUGUACUUCCUAUCAGGGAUAUAGUGGACAUGUUUAGCGAGAAAAAGUGUCGCGCGCUUCGCCAAAAGACCAAGAUGUUUAUAUUCAACUGUUGUCGCGAAAAAUUAGACGAAGCGGAUGUACAGUUAUCGGGUGCUCCACCCAUAAACACCGGUGGUUUAUGUGCAAAGUGCCAGGGACCAACAGGCGAAACGACCAAGGUGGAUACAUUGGCCACACUAGAUCCUACCUGGAAACAACAAAACAAACAAACGCACGUGAUAUACGCGUGUGCUGAGGGGUCAAACGCCUGGUUCCAAGAAUUCCCCGGCACUGCCAUCGGUCACGCGAGUGUAUUCGGUCAGGCGUUCAGCCAUACCAUAGCCCAGUAUGCGGGGUAUAAAAGCCUGUAUCAGCUCAUUUGUAUGACCGUUAAACGAUCGGAGGAAGAAUCGGAGAGAAUAUAUCAAGAGUUUCUUAAAACUAACCCAUCGCAGGAGGAGUUGGAGGAAAUGGGAGACCCCGUGCGUCGGCCGGAAAUCAGAAUGUUUGCCGUGGAUAAAGAUGUGUUCUUUAACCCUGGUCUAUUUAGAGAUGACCAUGAUGAUUAAAUUGAUAAAGUAAAGCAUUAUGGGUCUAAUAAUUUAUUUACAAUUCAAUUGAUAUUAUUAUAAAUGAGCUCAACGAGCCGUAUUAUAUUGUAUAUUUUUGCACAGGACCAGUUUUAUCAAAUGUUUUAUAAAUGUUCUAACAUGUUUUAUAUUAAACAUUUAGAGAGUUUUAUUAUCUGAA